AGAAAAAAUGUCAUCAAUUGUUGACGUAGUAAAUGUCUGUUUUUUUAUAUAUACAUAAUUUUUUUAUAAUUUUUUUUUUUAUUUUAAAGACAAUGUUCGUGUAACUAAUUCGAUCUCUUCUAAAUCCCCAAUAUUCUCAUUACCGCGAUGGCAUUAAAAAUCAUAUUUUUCACCUGCUUUUUCUACCAAGCUGUUCGUACUGGACCAUUGUCCCAAGUGGAAAACGAAGGUUUCUUGGAAAACCCCAGAUACCAUCACUACGACGAGUUAACGAACACCUUCAGAAAACUAGAGACGGAAAACCCGAGCCUCGCCCAACUGAUUUCUGUGGGGCGAUCGGUAAAAAAUAGGGAAUUAUGGGCCUUGCAUAUCAACUCGAAUGUUAACGAGCGAGCCUUGUUAACCCCCAUGUUCAAAUAUGUGGCGAACAUGCAUGGCGAUGAAACGGUCGGCAGGGAACUCAUGAUCUAUUUGGCUGAAUAUCUGAUUUUAAAUUAUGGGAAAAACGAAAGGGUCACAAGGCUGGUUAAUACUACAGACAUUUAUUUGAUGCCCAGUAUGAACCCUGAUGGUUUCGAGAAUUCACAGGAAUCCCUUUGCCAAUCAAAACCUGGGUAUGUAGGCAGACAGAAUGAAAUGGGCAAGGACUUAAACAGAGACUUUCCUGAUCAAUUUGAUGAAAAAUUAACUAAAGGUACUCUGAUCGCAGGACGACAACCAGAAACUGUUGCCAUGAUGACCUGGAUCACCUCAAGGCCAUUUGUAUUGUCCGGAAACCUGCACGGGGGUGCUGUAGUAGCCAGUUAUCCCUAUGACGAUUCAAAUACGGGAGCUGAAUGCUGUAGAGAGAGUCCUAGCCCGGAUAAUAAUGUUUUUAAGGAGCUUGCGUUGCUGUAUGCCCAGAAGCAUCCGAUAAUGCGACAAGGAACGGCUUGCAGGGAUAAUUUUAAACAAGGGAUUACUAACGGAGCAUUUUGGUAUGAACUAACAGGAGGCAUGCAAGACUUUAACUACCUAAAAUCAAACUGUUUCGAAGUAACUUUCGAACUGAGCUGCUGUAAAUAUCCUCCUGCAGAGAAGCUGCCUGAAGAAUGGCAUAAUAAUAAGGAGUCCUUGUUAAGUUUUAUGGAAGCAACACACUGGGGCGUAAAAGGUUUGGUUAGGAGCGAAACCGGGGAGCCAGUGCUGGACGCCGAUGUGGUCGUAAAAGGGAUUAAUCACAACAUUACCACAUCUAAUAGGGGCGAAUAUUGGAGGCUUUUAUUGCCAGGGAAAUAUGAGAUGUAUGCCAAUGCUUUUGGUUUUUACCCUUCAGAAGUUGUUACGGUGACAGUGGAACCGGGAAAAACGACAAUACAAAACUUCACUUUGGCCGCCCAAAGUUUAAAAGGUGAAUAUCAAGAACUAAUAACCGUUAAAAACCAACCAGACGAGUACGGCUUCCUAAUAAAGGACCCAAAGCUAUUCCACCACCACCACUACCCAGAAAUGGUUGAAUACAUGAAGUUCUUUAAUAAAACUUACCCGAAUAUCACCCAUAUGUACUCCAUAGGGAAAUCCGUACAGGAGCGUGACUUGUGGGUGUUUGUUUUGAGUAAUACCCCCAUCAAACACACCCCCGGUAAACCCGAGUUUAAAUAUGUGGCCAACAUGCAUGGAAACGAGGUGGUUGGUAGAGAGCUUCUCCUUUAUUUAAUAAAAUAUAUGUGUGAAGUGUAUGGUACAGACGCAAGAAUAACCCGACUAAUGAACACUACCAGGAUCCAUUUGAUGCCUAGUAUGAAUCCCGAUGGAUAUGAGAUGGCUACCGAAGGGGAUGCCUCAAGUAACAUAGGAAGAAACAACGCAGAAAACUUCGAUUUAAAUAGGAACUUCCCGGACCAGUACGGUACCAAUUCGCUUAACAGGUUCUUGGAACCCGAAACCCAGUUGGUCAUGAGGUGGAUUAGUUCCGAACCGUUUGUGCUCUCCGCUAACCUCCAUAAUGGGGCUUUGGUCGCUAAUUAUCCUUAUGACGAUGAUCCUCCCAAUGGACCUAAGAACAUUGAAAAUCUCUCUCCGGAUGAUAAGGUUUUCAAGCAUUUGGCCAGCGUAUAUUCUAAGGCACAUAGAACCAUGCACGAAGGCAAACCAUGUCCGAUGUUCCCAGACGAAAAAUUCGAGGGUGGCAUCACCAACGGGGCCAAAUGGUACCAAGUGACGGGCGGCAUGCAGGACUACAACUAUAUCGUAGCGGGCUGCAUGGAAUUGACCCUCGAAAUCGGCUGCUACAAAUACCCUUACGCCAAAGACUUGCCUCAGUAUUGGCUGGAUAAUAGAGAAGCCUUGAUCGCUUAUAUUGAACAGGUUCAUAUAGGGAUCCACGGUUUCGUAUCCUCCACCGCUGGCCACAGAAUACCACAAGCGGAAGUAAUCGUUGAGGGUAACGACCAUCCGGUGAGAACCGCCAAAGAUGGAGAUUAUUGGCGGUUACUUUUGCCUGGCAAGUAUAAUAUUACGUUUGCCGCAAGGGGUUACGAGUCUUAUACGACAGAAGUGGUGGUACCUGAAUCCGGCAGUGUCGAAGUGAGCCCUAACUUGAUGAAAGACGAUCCGCAACACUGGGCGAGCGCCUACGAUUUCGGAGUGGAACCGAACGUGUUUUACCCGAAAUACCAUUCGAACUCCGAAUUGUAUUUCCUGAUGUCCAAUUUGGAGAAUCGAUAUCCCGAGGAUGCCGCUUUUCAGGGCGGAGACGAUCUGGUGUCAAUGGUGGUCCACUGGCUGAAAAUCUCCAAACAGGUGGAGUCCUCUGGCGAGAAUAAAUUCCACAUAGGAAUAAUCGGGAACCUGUUUGCCACACAACCGAUCGGCAGGGAAAUGACCAUCGAUCUAGCCCGUCAUUUGCUGGAAGGUUUAAGGUUCCGGGAUCCGACAAUUGUCGACAUUAUGUCCAAUACUGUUUUACACGUCGUGCCUGUCAUCGAUAAAGCGUUUGAACAAAUUUGGGGUAAUUUUACGAAACAAUCGGACGGCCUAAACAAACCCGACAAGUAUUUUUGCAAUAACAUCACGGCCGAUUUCAAACAGGUGGGACAACAGAUUUUGGAUUUGAAUAAUCGGCUGACCAGUAGCAAGGACACGAUCGCCAUCACCAAUGCGUUUAAGCAUAUGUUAUUGGACGAAAAGUUUGAUUUGGUCAUUAAUAUUGAAGGGGGAGGCAAUGGGGUCGUAUAUCCUUUCACGCAAGACCCGGUGAAAAAGUACGAAAAACUCGCCAACCUCUACACCUCGAGCAUCAAAAUGCCGCAAGUUUGCGAGAAAAAGAACUUACCAAGCACCGAUACCGUAUUAACAGACUUCCUAUUCAGAGAAUACUACACGCCAAUGUUAACAGUGAAAGUGAGCUGCUGCGAAUACCCAGCGGUGGAAAACCUCCCAUACAUUUGGAGGGACAUUUUGGACCCGUUGAUGAGCAUUUUAAACGCCACAAGAACCGGUAUUGAGGGUGCGGUUACCAAUAAACACAAACUGCCUCUGCACAACGCCACAGUAAAGGUCUUAAACACCGAAGAGACCCACGAAGUGACCAAGAUUAACGCUCAUUUUAAAAUAAUGCUUCCUCCGGGGAUUUAUCAAGUUGAAUUCUCUUGUGAAGGCUACCGACCCUUUAAAACGGUGGCGACAGUGAAGGAUCUUAGCUUGACUGAGCUGAAUGUCGAUUUGACUAAGAUCGGUGAUGAAACCGUGCCUAUUAGCAACGAAAUCGUCGAUAACACGUUCAAUUUGAAAGACAUAGUUACCCCUAGUUCGUCCAAUCAAAUAACUCAUUCGAUUAAAAAAGGCUUCGUGGCAAAUGGUAUGAGCGUCACGGAUAAUUCGAUAAAAGUGCCCUUUACUGGAUUUACUAAAUCAGGCAUUAAAGGUUAUAUCUUGGACACAUUAAACCAUCCAAUAGCAGCAGCUAAACUGCUUAUCAAAGAACCGAAUAUAACCGCCCAGGCAGACGAAAACGGAAGGUUCGGAGUGCCGUUGCCAUUGGGUACGUACACGGUCAUAGUGGAUGCCAGCGGGUACUUUCGGGACGUCACUUUGGUACCGGUGAACGACGCGGAGGUGCCGCAAGUGGUUAUGUUCGCCCUGAAGAAGAAUAAUACCGUUUGGGGUAUACCGAGGUUGGCGUUUAUCACUUUGGGAGGUUUUAUCUUGGCCGGUCUCGUUGGAAUGACCAUUUUUUGUGUCAUGCUUUGCAAACAGAAAAACUACGAAUACGGACUAUUAUCGCAGCACGCCUUCGACGAGGACAUUUAUAAGGACGACCUGGACGACUCUAAGGAAACAGAAAUAUUUUCUCGGCCAAUCCAAAAAAAACCAAUCACACGUCCGUACUAUGAUGAAGAUGAGGAGGACGAGAACGAUUUCGCGGACGUCGAGGGGAAUUAUGAUCUUUCCACGGACAGUGACGACGAAAUCAAUAAAUUAAUUAAAUUAACCAAGUGAUUAUAUAGCGUUUAUUGUAUAUUGUUUCUAUGGUUGUGCCUUGCCGAACCGAGGGGGUCAAAAAAACACUUUGUUCCAUUAUUAAAUUAUCUUAAGCUAAAAAAGUUAAUACUCAGCAAAAGUAUUAUUAUUAUUAUUAUUAUCAGGAUGGAUUUCAUUGUUCGAUGUUUUUUACAGGACUAAAAUAUUACAUUUUUAGCAAAUUUUGCAUUUAAAUUUCUAUUAGGCAAUAGUUUGUUUUAGUAUUGGUUGUAUAAUGUAUGCCUUAACAUUGUGAUAGUAUUAAUGAUAGGUACUAAAAUAUACAGGGUUUUAUAAAUACAAUACAGGUUUUAGGGCACAAUUUUCGGAUUAAAUUUGCCCUCCAAUACCGACUUUGUCAUUUUUACUCCAGCUUGUAUGAUAAUGUAUACUGUUUUUUAUAAACCAACAUUUAUGUCAAUAAAAUUUUCAAUUUUUUUAAA
Messenger RNA from Anthonomus grandis grandis, 4943 nucleotides. RefSeq names its product carboxypeptidase D (gene svr). The coding region runs from base 148 to 4479 and encodes 1443 amino acids. Gene Ontology annotation, molecular function: metallocarboxypeptidase activity; zinc ion binding. Gene Ontology annotation, biological process: proteolysis. Lineage: Eukaryota; Metazoa; Arthropoda; Insecta; Coleoptera; Curculionidae. The record is from RefSeq and is a predicted model, not a curated record. The transcript is spliced from 21 exons.